Cherax quadricarinatus is the source of this 773-nucleotide messenger RNA. NCBI's taxonomy places the organism in Eukaryota, Metazoa, Arthropoda, Malacostraca, Decapoda, Parastacidae. The record is from RefSeq and is a predicted model, not a curated record.
GGUGGAUCAGUCUGGUCCUUUCCUUCAUUAACCACACACCACGUGAAGAGAGUUCAUCAUGUCUGUGGAUCUCUACUAUACUCCCGACUCCACUCCCUGUCGAUCAGUGAUGCUGACAGCCAAAGCUAUUAAUCUAGAACUAAACCUAAAACCUAUUAACUUGACGGCCAAAGAUCACCUGAAACCAGACUUCCUGGCCAUUAACCCUCAGCACUGCGUUCCUACUAUAGUCGACAGUGACUUUAUCCUCUGGGAAAGCCGGGCUAUCUGCAAAUACUUGGUUUCUUCCUAUGGGAAAGAAACAUCCUUCUACCCAAGUGACCACCAGACUCGCGCCAUGGUGGAUCGCCUCUUGUACUUUGACAUAGAAACCCUCUACAAGCGCUUCCGAGAGUACUUGGUACUUCCAGUAUUGUACGAGGAUGGAGGAAAAUUAAACCCAGAUAAACUAGCACCUCUGGAAGAAGCACUGGGUUGGUUGAAUGACAUGCUGGCUGAUCACGAGUGGGCAGUGGGAGACACAAUCACCGUAGCUGACUGUGUAUCGUAGCUACCGUCUCUACAAUAGAGGCAGCGGGAAAUACCUAUUGUGAAACACUGCAAUGUUACUGCCUGGCUGGAGAGGUGCAAAUCAACGUUGCCCGGCUACGCUGAAGCAAACCAACCCGGAGUUGAAGAGUUUGCCAAAGUAGUGAAGGAGAAACUAGGCAUAAUGGAAGAUGCUGAUAGCAAGAGUACUUAACAUUCCUGCCCUAAAGAGCUUAAUGAAAUUU